AAAACCAUAAUGUCAAUUUUCAGUAAUUCCACCUCCCCUACUUUCCUCCUGACUGGGGUCCCUGGACUUGAAUGGGCUCAUGUCUGGAUCUCCAUCCCCUUCUGUUGCCUCUAUUUAACUGCCCUUUCAGGGAAUACCUUGAUCCUGUUUGUAGUCUUCACUGAGCCCAGCCUUCACGAGCCCAUGUACUAUUUCCUCUCCAUGUUGUCUACUACUGACAUUGGCUUGUGCAUCUCGACCUUGGUUACAGUGCUGGGAAUAUUCUGGCUCAAUAUUCGAGAGAUCAGCUUCAAUGCUUGCUUAUCCCAGAUGUUCUUCAUUCACCUCUUCACUUUCAUGGAAUCCUCGGUGCUCUUGGCUAUGGCCUUUGAUCGGUUUGUGGCCAUUUCUAACCCUUUAAGAUAUGCUACCAUCCUAACUCAUGCCAGGAUUGCGCAGAUUGGCCUGGCGGUCGUUACCAGGGGGACUGUGAUUCUGACACCAUUAGUCUUGCUUCUUAAGCGUCUGUCUUUCUGCCGCAGCCAUGUGCUCCACCAUUCCUACUGCUUCCACCCAGAUGUGAUGAAGCUUUCAUGUUCAGACACAAAGAUCAACAGUGCCUUUGGACUAACUGCAAUUAUCUCGACUGCUGGAGUGGACUCCAUUUUUAUCUUGCUCUCUUACAUCCUGAUUAUUCGCUCAGUACUUAGCAUUGCAUCCCCACAAGAAAGGAAAAAGGCCUUUAGUACCUGCAUCUCACAUAUCACUGCUGUGGCUAUCUUCUACAUCCCUUUGAUCAGCCUGUCUUUUGUUCACAGGUUUGGUAAGGGUGCCCCACCCUAUGUACCCACCCUCAUUGCUAAUUUAUACUUGCUGAUCCCUCCUGUGAUGAACCCCAUCAUCUAUAGUGUGAAAACAAAGCAGAUUCAAAAAGCUAUGCUUAAACUCGUAUGUUCCAAAGGUGCUCAUAUUUAA
Molecule: messenger RNA, 954 nt
Organism: Echinops telfairi (small Madagascar hedgehog)
Lineage: Eukaryota; Metazoa; Chordata; Mammalia; Afrosoricida; Tenrecidae
Product: olfactory receptor 51F2-like
Exons: 1
Coding region: 10-954 (314 amino acids)
Biological process (GO): G protein-coupled receptor signaling pathway
Cellular component (GO): membrane
Molecular function (GO): G protein-coupled receptor activity; olfactory receptor activity
Source: RefSeq, a predicted model, not a curated record